AUGACCUGGGAAGGUUUUUCAUUUCUUUCACAAGCUGCAACUAAUCCUGUUGAUCCACAGGUUCAGCUUCUGCCUUCUCCAGGAAUGUCGUCGGCGAUGGGUAGGGAUCAGUCAACAAGCGAUGCUUCGAAAGGUCUUUUAUAUGCAGCAGGAAUAGUAGCAGGAGGAAUAGCUAUAGGAUACUUUAUUGGUUACAAAUAUGCGAUGUCUAAAGCCCGUUGUAACACUAAGCAUCAAUUGGCAAAUGAUAAGGUAGGUUGUCAAAUAUUUUUCUAUGAUAAGGUGGGUUGUCAAAAAUUUUUGGGGCUACUUAGCGAUAAGGAGAAGUUCAUAGAAAAACCUGUAGAGAUAGCAGUUUUUUCGUUCCUCGUUGUGAAUGCAUUCUAG
Messenger RNA from Cylicostephanus goldi, 387 nucleotides. Lineage: Eukaryota; Metazoa; Nematoda; Chromadorea; Rhabditida; Strongylidae. The record is from the annotation of a GenBank genome assembly.